CAGGGCAAGCUGAUGGAGGCGGAGAAGAUGUACGAGCGAGCACUAGUAGGCUGCGAGAAGGCACUAGUUCCUCACCACAUAUCCACCCUUGAUACUGUCAACAAUCUUAGGAAUCUCUACGCUAAUCAGGGUAAGCUAAAGGAGGCAGAAAAUAUGUAUAAACAA
Talaromyces proteolyticus is the source of this 165-nucleotide messenger RNA. RefSeq lists its product as uncharacterized. Gene Ontology annotation, molecular function: protein binding. The transcript has a single exon. The annotation marks the transcript as partial. The record is from RefSeq and is a predicted model, not a curated record. NCBI's taxonomy places the organism in Eukaryota, Fungi, Ascomycota, Eurotiomycetes, Eurotiales, Trichocomaceae.